Messenger RNA from Arabidopsis lyrata subsp. lyrata, 1086 nucleotides. Its product is annotated as transcription factor MYB59. Gene Ontology annotation, biological process: regulation of DNA-templated transcription. Lineage: Eukaryota; Viridiplantae; Streptophyta; Magnoliopsida; Brassicales; Brassicaceae. The transcript is spliced from 3 exons. Gene Ontology annotation, cellular component: nucleus. The record is from RefSeq and is a predicted model, not a curated record. Bases 97 to 813 code for a protein of 238 amino acids. Gene Ontology annotation, molecular function: DNA-binding transcription factor activity; sequence-specific DNA binding.
AAAUAUUGGCAAGAGGAAUGCCAUAGGUUCCCAUAAACCAGCUGAGAACUAACCUUUCUAUUGCAGAGAGAAAGAGAGUUAGAGAAAGAGAAAGAGAUGAAACUUGUGCAAGAAGAAUACCGUAAAGGACCGUGGACAGAACAGGAGGACAUACUCUUGGUCAACUUUGUCCACUUGUUCGGAGAUCGAAGAUGGGAUUUUGUAGCGAAAGUUUCAGGUUUAAACAGAACAGGAAAGAGUUGCAGGUUAAGGUGGGUUAAUUACCUGCAUCCUGGUCUCAAACGUGGUAAGAUGACUCCACAAGAAGAGCGUCUAGUCCUUGAGCUUCACGCCAAAUGGGGAAACAGAUGGUCAAAAAUCGCCCGUAAAUUACCGGGAAGAACGGAUAACGAGAUAAAGAAUUACUGGAGGACUCAUAUGAGGAAGAAGGCUCAAGAGAAGAAGCGACCUAUGUCUCCAACUUCCUCAUCUUCAAACUGCUGCUCAUCAUCUAUGACCACUACUACUACUCAAGACACUGGCGGCUCCAAUGGGAAAAUGAAUCAAGAAUGCGAAGACGGAUAUUACUCAAUGGAUGACAUAUGGAGAGAGAUUGAUCAGUCUGGAGCAAACGUUAUUAAACCGGUAAAAGACAUCUACUACUCAGAGCAAAGCUGUUACUUGAAUUUCCCUCCUCUGGCUUCUCCAACAUGGGAAAGUUCCUUGGAAUCUAUAUGGAACAUGGAUACAGAUGAAAGUAAGAUGUCUUCUUUUGCUAUUGAUCAGUUUCCUCUAAGUUUUGAACAUGGUAGAUCAUCGUGGUCGUCUCUAUAAGUCUAGGAUUUGAUUCAUUUGGAAUGUUUAUAUGUGCAGCAUAUAUAUGUUAUCAAACGACUGUAGUAGUUUUCCAUGACUUACAUCAGAAAAAAAAAAAAUCCACUGUACUAAUCUCAUAUGUAGUCAUCAUCAUCCUAUGCCUUUGUUUCCUUCAAAUUUGUUAGUUUGUAGAGCGAGUGAAAAGAACACUGUGUAAUACUACAAGUCAGAACUCGAUCUAUUUCCAAAAUAAAUAGACUUUUGAAGUUUCUGUGAAAGUUUUGUAAGAAA